UGUCGAUUACUGUAAUUGAUUAGUAAACUUCUUUUCCGCAUGAAUUUAUUUAGUAUUCCAAUAAAUAGGUUUUUUUUAUCAAAAUGCACCGCGUCAUUCGCGGACGCUAGCGCCACGCGAAAUUACGACUUUCCUCGGAACUUGACAUAACCUCGCGUCGCUUUGCCCCUUGCAGAAUGUAAACACUUUGAAACGCAAUUUGCUAAAUAAAGAUUAAUCAUCCCAGAUUAAUUUGCGAUUCACUCAAAUUUUAUAAAUUCUCACUUUCUUACCAAUAAAUCUACAAACUCCGUGCGUUGCAACUAUUUAGAGGUAACGGGAAUAUCACGCAGUGGAAGAGUAAGGAAAAAAUCUUCCAAGCUUAUGGACUUUGAGUCACCGGACGAUUUGGCAGACAAGCACAAGCGACAAAGGCAGUUACAAGCACAACACUUGGUAGAUCGUUUCGACACACCACCACCUCAACCAGCAAUUUUGACUCCGACACAUGCACCAGGUCAUGGAUCGAGAAAUCGAAAGAACUCUGGUUCUCAGCCAGUCAAAAUUAAACUCGAACCAGCAUCCAAUGUCUCUGACACGGAAGCUCAAUACUCAGAAUCUGAUUCUGAUGAACAAGCCGGACUGAAUGAAGAUGAAAGAUCUAGCUCAGAGUCUGCAAGUGAAGAUGAGGUAGAUCCUCUAAUGAUAGACGAAAAAGAAACUGGCUUCCGAAAACUUGAACCUCCUGAACAAGAAACUCCAUCACAAGCUAAUAGUUUAUACAUGCUUGAAAAAUGUAAGAAGAAACUCAUUAUCAAGGAUGGAAAAAUUAUUGGGCGCAUGAAAGCUCAACGUAAAGAUAAAGGAAAAACGAGAUUCACCGCUUAUAUGCUUUGGGCCAAACAAAUCAGACAAGAAUUAAUAGAGCAGUGUCCAUAUAUGGAUUUCGCAGCGAUAUCGAAACGACUCGGAGAACUGUGGGCGACGGUGCCAAAUUUGGAAAAAUACAAUUGGCGUAGGCGAGCGAAACGUUUAGCAGCAAAGCCAUACGUUCAACCCACAUCGAAAGAUGAGCCCAUAUGGAAAACACCAUCUGCAGCGUCACGUAAAAAAUUCAUCAAUAAAAUUGGAAAUGGGAAAGAGCCGAAAGGAUCAAUAGCGAAGAAAACAAUACAUUUAGGCGUACCGUCCAUGGUUGGAAACGUUCCAAUUUCACCUCCUUCAAGUCGUGUGGGCAAGGAUUUGGUCAAUGAACCAGUAAUCGGGACAGGAAUUUACAAGGUCGUGGGAACCGAGCCUGUUGACGUAGCUGCGCACUUGAAGCUCUUGGGCGAAAGUUUAACGAUAAUCGGAGAACGUUUAAAAGAGCAUGAGGGUCAAAUCGCAGUGUCCGGAAGUGUUUCAGUUCUUUUGGACUCGUUGCUUUGUGCAUUAGGACCAUUAACUUGUCUUACACAGCAAAUAACUGAGGCAAACGGUGCAAAUCCUGAAACACUGGCUCAACUUCUCGACAACAUAGCUUAUAUAAUGCCAGGUCUUUGAGUAUUCAUAAUCGACUUUUUUUUAAAUAGAAAUUAAUGUAUUUUGUGCUUUGUAGGAAAAUUUACCUUUUAACGUAAAAUUUUACAAAAUCCAAUGAAAUUCAUACCGAAUUUUAUUGGUAAAUCUCGUAUCGAAAAAAAAAUAUCCAUGUAUAAAAAUUAAUAGAUAUGAAAAUAAAUAUAUAUUACGUA
Molecule: messenger RNA, 1712 nt
Organism: Venturia canescens
Lineage: Eukaryota; Metazoa; Arthropoda; Insecta; Hymenoptera; Ichneumonidae
Product: HMG box-containing protein 4-like
Exons: 5
Coding region: 364-1521 (385 amino acids)
Source: RefSeq, a predicted model, not a curated record